Phyllostomus hastatus (greater spear-nosed bat) is the source of this 1160-nucleotide messenger RNA. RefSeq names its product NME/NM23 family member 9 (gene NME9). Bases 1 to 945 code for a protein of 314 amino acids. Gene Ontology annotation, molecular function: nucleoside diphosphate kinase activity. NCBI's taxonomy places the organism in Eukaryota, Metazoa, Chordata, Mammalia, Chiroptera, Phyllostomidae. Gene Ontology annotation, biological process: GTP biosynthetic process; UTP biosynthetic process; CTP biosynthetic process. The record is from RefSeq and is a predicted model, not a curated record. The transcript is spliced from 11 exons.
AUGGGCAGCAAGAAGAAGGAAAUUGCCCUGCAGGUCAACAUCAGCACCCAGGAGCUUUGGGAGGAAAUGCUCAGUUCCAAAGGACUAACUGUUGUCGACGUCUAUCAAGGCUGGUGUGGCCCCUGCAAACCGGUGGUGAGCCUCUUCCAGAAGAUGAGGAUGGAAGUUGGCUUGGACCUUCUGCACUUUGCAUUGGCAGAGGCAGACUGUCUUGAUGUCCUGGAAAAGUACCGCGGGAGGUGUGAGCCAACCUUUCUCUUUUAUGCAGGAGGAAAACUGGUGGCUGUGGUUAGAGGAGCAAACGCCCCACUGCUGCAGAAAACCAUCCUAGACCAGCUAGAGGCCGAAAGGAAGGUGUUGGCUGAAGGCGGAGAACGGAAAGUGAUUAAAGAUGAGGUGCUUUCUGAAGAGGAUGAAUGUUUUUCCCGUGAAAAGGACGAUGGUGAAGAUGAGGACGUGGUUUCAUCGGAGAAGGCCUGUACCUUGGCAAUCAUUAAACCAGAUGCAGUGGUCCACGGAAAGACUGAUGAGAUUAUUAUGAAGAUCCAGGAAGCUGGGUUUGACAUUUUAACAAGUGAAGAGAGAACCAUGACAGAGGCAGAAAUGCGACUCUUCUACCAACACAGAGUCGGAAAGGAGGCAUUUGAAAAGCUGGUACAUCACAUGUGCAGCGGACCAAGCCACCUCCUGAUCCUCACCAGGACUGAGGGCACGGAGGAUGUUAUCACUGCCUGGCGAAACUUCAUGGGACCCUGUGACCCAGACGUGGCAAGGAGGGAGCAACCUGACAGUCUCCGCGCUCAGUACGGCACAGAAAUGCCCUUCAACGCGGUCCAUGGAAGCCGGGACGGAGAAGACGCCCGCCGAGAACUGGCUUUGCUCUUCCCCGGUUUUAAGUUUUCAGACCCAGUUCCAGAAGCCCCCCUGGAUCAUGAGGAAGAAUGAGCAGUGAGCCCCACCGAGGUGCUUCCCUUCCCUGAGGAUGUGGAUUGAAUGGAUGUGCCGCCUCCAGAGCACAUGACCCAGGGUGAGGCCCCAAAAUGCAAUGUCAGUGCAUCCGGGUCUGCUGCACAGAAGGAAACUUCUAGGAUCGGAUGGCACCCUUUUGAGUGCUGAUACUUUUUUAGUUUAGGUAUCUUUCAUGAACAAUAAAAUAUAUA